Protopolystoma xenopodis is the source of this 528-nucleotide messenger RNA. The record is from the annotation of a GenBank genome assembly. Lineage: Eukaryota; Metazoa; Platyhelminthes; Monogenea; Polystomatidea; Polystomatidae.
AUGUAUUUCACUCGAGCCCUGCCCCCCCCAGUGACGACUACUUCUGGGGCCAGCACAGAUACACGUGCAUACCGCCGCGGAACUGCCUGGCUGCGACUUGAGGAAGUUCGUGAAGCUGCCGCCUGGCUCCCAGUGGGCUUAGGCGGCGGCGACGAAGCUCUUGCAAUCACCGAGGAAGAUCCUGAUCGUGUUGUUCAUUUUGAACAGAUUCGACCAGUACUGCUUGACCUUGGCUUGGCUGAGCCUUCUUAUAGUAAAACACCGGCUGAGGAAAUCCAGCGAAGCCGACGAGCAAGGAGUCUUAAGAGACGUGCCCUUCUCUUAUUCCUUGAGUUUUUGGGCAUCUACGAUCCUGUCGUCGCAGAGGCCUACGAUUUACCUAAAGGUCAAAAUGACCAUAGACUAAUUUUUCCUGAGUUGACAUCCUUUGUGUUCAUUGCCAUAAUUAAUAAAGAGGAGAUUCGAAAUAAUUUGCUAGACUAUAAGGGAAAUAAGAAUUAUUGGAACAGAUUUAUGCCAUCCCCUUGA